AUGACAAAUCAAUCGAAAAUACAGUCGCAAUCCCUUCUGAAAACUCUACUAGUUGGGUAUUUGAACCAGUUACAAACACAUCCUCUACGAACAAAAGCAAUAACUUCGGGUUUACUAUCCGGAUUACAAGAGUAUGUUGCUCAAGAAUUGAGUGGUACUAGUCGACAGCGAAAAGGGAAAGGGAGGGCGGAUCACAUAGGCAAUUAUGCAGGUCUCGACGAGAAGGUUGUUAAGAUGGCUUUGUAUGGUUUCUUUAUCAGCGGCCCUCUUAAUCAUGUCAUGUUUGAGACACUGAAUAGAGCAUUUAAAGGACGUACUGGCGCUGGCGCCAAGCUGUUGCAAAUUGUUGUUUCUCAAAUUAUCAUCACUCCUAUUCAGAACACAGUCUAUUUGGUAGCCAUGGCUAUCAUAGCUGGAAUGAAUAAAUCAGGGCAAAUAUAUGCGUCUGUUAAACGAUCCAUCUUACCUAUUCUGACAAUGUCUUGGAUUGUCUCUCCUAUCGCUAUUGGAUUUGCUCAAAAGUUCUUACCUCCACAAUUGUGGGUGCCGUUUUUUAACUGUGUCGGCUUCAUAUUUGGUGUGAUGGCAAAUACCAAGGCAAAACGCGCACAGUCACAAAACAAAGAGGAACGUGAUUCGAAUAAGUAA
Messenger RNA from Paraglomus occultum, 648 nucleotides. Lineage: Eukaryota; Fungi; Glomeromycota; Glomeromycetes; Paraglomerales; Paraglomeraceae. The record is from the annotation of a GenBank genome assembly.